Folsomia candida is the source of this 1718-nucleotide messenger RNA. RefSeq lists its product as uncharacterized. Bases 264 to 1313 code for a protein of 349 amino acids. Lineage: Eukaryota; Metazoa; Arthropoda; Collembola; Entomobryomorpha; Isotomidae. The transcript has 6 exons. The record is from RefSeq and is a predicted model, not a curated record.
GAAUUUUAUUUACGCAUCUUCUCAUCGCUCUUUUUCUUCUCACAAAACAAUUAAAAUAAUUAACUAAUUACAAAAAACCGAGAUUCUGCAGUAAAAAAAGACUUGGCUGGUGAUUAAGCAAAGGCGGAAAGUUAAUCACGCUUCUCGUCCCUUCCAAACUUCCAACCGUCACUUUUUCUUUCCGAGGCAGGAAUUUCACCCUGAUUCAUUAUCUAAUAAGCAGAUAAGGAGCAGCUCGCUACUUAACUAAAACUACUCGAAAAAUGGAUAAGGAACAAGUAAGCAAAUUAGUCGGAUUACUUUGUGACGAAGAGGCCCAACCCGAACAACAGGUGAAUGAUGAAGUUAACGACGAAGCCCAAUCUGAACUGGUGGUCGGUGAAAUUACCAUCAUUGAGUUGGAUAAUCCGCUGUUCGUCGAGUUUGUCGCCCUCUCCCCCGACUCCGACUGGAGAUUCAACUCCAAGAAGGAGUACAUCGACAACCUCGCAAAACUUGAUAAGUCCAUCUCCACCUAUCAAUACUUAUCAGCCUUGGUCGAACUUCCAUUGACGAAAGACCGCCCCACCUACAUGUUGGACCUGGACGAGUAUGAGAAGCUCCUACUGAAGUUGUUCUAUCGUCCACCUUACCUGCGCAUGGGUCUUGUCAACCAGAUCGACGAGUUAAAAACGUUCUGCGCCGCGGUCAUGAUUGGAUGGCGUUUCUUCCGACAUAAUUGCAUCGGAUUGCGCAAGAUUAUCGAGUAUCUCGCUGAAGACACCCUGAUUGAGGACAUCCAGCGGAUGGAGCGCCCGUUCUUGGUGAUGUUGAAGGACAUCGUUCUGUGGAGGUUGCACCCGGGAAGGUUCGACAAAAGGUGGAAGAUCUUCCAAGUUCAGUCUGAGAGUUUGCCGUUGCCCGAAUUGGGAAGUGGCGUGCUUGGAUUACUAGCAAAGAAGAUCAUCGUGCGGUACCAAUCGGGGGAAGACUACGACGACGAAACUGACGAGAUUGACGACGACGACGACGAGGAGGAGAUCGCCCUCAACCAAUUCAUGAAGUCGAAAAUGUUCGAAUAUAGGAAGAUCUGCGAGGCGGAAGGCUGCCUUGAAAUUGAGGAGAACAGGGAUUCCUAUGCUCACUGCUCUAAAUGCAAGACGGCGUACUACUGCUCGAGAAAAUGUCAACGCCAGGGCUGGAGGGACGGUCACAAGCACGUCUGCAGUCUCGAACGUGCCGAAAUAAAAGGAAUGGCUGAGCAAUUCCUGUUUAAAAACCAAACUUCGUCUCUAGGCUCGGAAGUUAUGAAGAGAUAUUGCAAAAAUUUUUAAAUGGUUGCGUAUUUUUAAUCAAUUAGUUAACUUUUAUUGCAUCAAUUAUGAGUCCUUCAACGAUAUGAAUUUAACCCCAAUCAAUCCUCUGUGAUUUCUUAAUCAAAAUGUGUAGCAAGAAUCGGAAAUAUUGAAAUGAACUUACUUAUGAAUAAAUGAAUCAACCAGGAUUUAUUAAGCAUUUUUAAAAUAUGGUUGUGUAGUUUUUAAUGCGUUGUUUAUUAAUUGUAGUAAUUAAUAAUUAGUUAACCUUUUAUUGCAUUAUAUUAUGAGUCUCUUUAACGAUAUGAAUUUAACCCCAAUUCCUGUGAUUUCUUAAUCAAAAUUUAUGUAGUAAGGAUCCGAAAUAUUGAAAUGAACUUGUGAAUAAAUGAAUCAACCAGGAUUUAUUAAACAUUUUUAAAA